AAAUUCUUUAAAUUCGGCCACUGGACUAUCUUAUCUUUGAGUAAUAGUGUUAGCAGAGAGUGAGUUGGAAUAUGCAAAUGAAGACGACUUUCAACAAUUAGGAUCAGGAGCUCGGUUCGGAGACUCUCAGGGGUUUACAGUUCAGGAUAUUUUGGACCCAGGAUCCCAAAAAAACCAAGUUCUUCAGGCCUUUUCAAACCUUCCACUGAUACUUGAUCAAUCAAAUCAACACUUGAUUGAUCAAUCAUUGUUCGAUCCGGAACUCAUUGAUCAACCGGCUGAUCAAUUUGUAUUUGAUUUGUCACAACAUAAUCAAUCGGAUGAAGAGGAUAAUAAUUAUUCUGUUAGUGCUACUGAUGCUGAUUGGUCCGACUUCAAAUCAAAGGACCGAUUUUCCGGCACUCUCGAGGAGAUGAUGGAAUCUUUGAUGGAUAUUCAGAGAAGAGGUGACAGAAUGGUGCAGGGUAUAGAACAACAAAGGAAACUACUGGAUUCUCUAGAUAAAGAGGUAUCUUAUGAGAAAGUUCAACUUGAAGAAAUUAUGAGAACUAGAAAGGCCGAAGAAGAAAUACUUGAAAAAAUAAGAGAAGAAAGAAGAGAAGAGGAGAAGGUCUUGGAAAGUUUGUUAGAGAUUAGAAGAAGUGAGGAAAAUAUUAUGCUUGAGAUGGAGUUGAGGAAGAAAGAGGAAGAGGAGAAAAUACAAGAAAUGCAAAGAAUGAGAAAUGAGGAAAUGGCUAAAAUGGAGGAAUUAAGUGGAAUAAUCAAUCAAGAACAAGGAAAACUGGAAAAGGUAAGCUUGUCCUUAUAUUAA
This is a messenger RNA of Eurytemora carolleeae, 811 nucleotides long. RefSeq names its product DDRGK domain-containing protein 1. Lineage: Eukaryota; Metazoa; Arthropoda; Copepoda; Calanoida; Temoridae. Bases 413 to 811 code for a protein of 132 amino acids. The transcript is spliced from 6 exons. The record is from RefSeq and is a predicted model, not a curated record.